This is a messenger RNA of Puccinia triticina, 747 nucleotides long. RefSeq lists its product as uncharacterized. The record is from RefSeq and is a predicted model, not a curated record. NCBI's taxonomy places the organism in Eukaryota, Fungi, Basidiomycota, Pucciniomycetes, Pucciniales, Pucciniaceae. Bases 1 to 747 code for a protein of 248 amino acids. The transcript has a single exon.
AUGCUCGUUAGCCAAAUCAUCACCGUUCUGGGUUUUUGCCUAUCCCAAGCUCGUGCCGCCGCUGUGCUUCCGGUCAACGAUGAAGCGAUCAAAUCGUUUGUCGGAUUGGUGACGCGGACUGAUGUCCCCCUUGAAAACGCUCCUGGGUUUUCCAAGAUCGCAAAUAGUUUUCAAAAGCAACAUUCCUUGAACGGUCAACAGUUUCACGAAGAUUUCGCCAAUGCCGUCAGCCCAAUGCUUGACCUCAACGACGGGCACACCCCUUACCUCCUCGACAGCUUCAUCAGCUUCAGAAAAACUCUGGACGACCCCGAGUUAGCCGAUCAUCCCGCGGUCCGGAAAGAACGAUUACAAAUCUAUCGAAACGCUCUGUACUCCGAGCUCGUCCGUCUAGGCGAACACAAGACGGAGAAAUUUAAUUCAGAGAGCCUGCAACGGGCACACAAGAGCCUCCACGAAUUGUUAAACAAGAACCCCGACGGCAAGCAACCCAGCCCCACUGAGAUCUUUGAGGAACUCAAGCACACUGUCGAAAACUCAAACACCUUCAAACCCACGAUGACAUUCACCAAGCUCGACAGGGCGCAAGUCAACGAGCAGCUCAAGAAGACCAACGUGGCCGGCGCUCCGAAGGUCGGACCCCUCACCGGCCAUCUCCCCAUGGAACUGUUCACGACCCAAUUCGACCACAUGGCUCACCACCACCAACUCCAUGCUACCGCUGCACCCGCUGUGGCAGUCGCUUAA